This is a messenger RNA of Exaiptasia diaphana, 2522 nucleotides long. RefSeq lists its product as uncharacterized. Gene Ontology annotation, cellular component: voltage-gated potassium channel complex; membrane. Gene Ontology annotation, molecular function: delayed rectifier potassium channel activity; ligand-gated monoatomic ion channel activity. Gene Ontology annotation, biological process: potassium ion transmembrane transport. The coding region runs from base 806 to 2464 and encodes 552 amino acids. The transcript is spliced from 10 exons. Lineage: Eukaryota; Metazoa; Cnidaria; Anthozoa; Actiniaria; Aiptasiidae. The record is from RefSeq and is a predicted model, not a curated record.
CAGUCAUGCUUCUAAAUGCUGCUAUUAUGUGCUUUUCAAAGUCAUUUUGGUGUAAUGUUGACUUUAAUGCGAAUCCAGCGCAAUAAGUGUUUAGAUUAGUCGAGAAAGUAAUGAAAUCGGCAAAAAGAAACACAUUUCAAGGACUUACAAACAUUCSCUUUCUCAAUAUUUCGCAUUAACUGUAGCUAAGGCAGUAGCUUUCGUCAGUUCGACUGGUCAUAAUUUUCGAUGAAGUUGCAAAACGACUAAAGCGUGGUUUGGUUGUUAAGGGCCCGUGUUAAGGUGACCGUUUUUAAUUUCAUUUUUCAUUUUUCCUUCGAGUGUUUAUGUUUGUCUGCACACAAAAUWCAGUAAAGAAAUGUUAUCGACGAGAUCAAAUGGUACCGAUCUAMCUUUCAUAUCCAAUGAAAUGAAACCUUCCUUGCAUAGAAAUUCCCAAGGCGAUGAUAUGGCAAUUUCAAAAUCUAGUAUAUUACAUUAUUGAUGAUUUUCRCAUUGCAGGUGUUAAAUAUUUAAGUCGACUCGUUUUAACAUGACAGCARCUAAAUUGGACAGUACCAUAAAGUGAGUUGAUAGAACUGUAAUUACGUCCUAAAUCUUUAAUCAUUUGACGGCACAUUGUUGAAUAUUUGAUCGAAUGAGUAUAUUAUUGUGCUCAUAACCCWAGCUACAAGUCAAUUUACAGCCUUUAAUAGCGAGAUAUCUCGAGAACAUCUCACAUCAGUCACUCUUUCUCAUCAAAUUGAAUCAAAUUAACUUGGGUUCUGAUUGGUUGAUUCUCAUAUGACGUCACCAGAGGUUUCAGAUGGAAGUUUCAAGGGUCAUUAUUGCUGUGGUUGCCAUGCAURUGAUUGCUCAUCGAGAUGCAGUGAAUGCCGCAAAAGUUAACCGUUGCAUAUUCAAUGGACUUUCAAAAGUCAACGUUGUAUUCUACGAAUAUAGACCGUUUUUACCGGAUACUGUCAAUGUAAGCAUACCAUCACUGGAAUCUGGAAAAAUAAAGGGGAUAACAAGCCAAGAAUURCUAAAAUGUUUCCUUCGACCUUGUCGAGGAKCCAAUAUUAUCUGGAACAUAACCACURUCCACAAUGAACAGGAAUUACUGGAAAGGUUAAAGGACAAUGAAACGAAUAUGGCUUACCCAGUUCCCUCUAAAGUGCAAAAGGACUAUCAAAACUCAGACAGUUCUGCGAACUUCAAUAGAAUUACUUCACGGUUGUACGCGGAUAUUUUUGAAUCAAAUGAUCAAGAUGUAUCCAUGAAUGGAUUGCGGAAGUUAACAUACACGUUUACAUAUGUAACAAGAGAAGAGGAAACAGAAGUCGAUUUCCUCGAUCACUUCGCUGCUGUUAAAGGUUCAAAGACGCAAGCUCACUUUGUAAAUAUUGUUAACUGCCGAACAGACCGGAGCCUGGUUAUCUUCACGUUGAUCUACAGGCAAUGGCCGAUCUUUACACUAAUGCUAUUGUUAGCUGGUAUUGCUGGAGUCAUUGUUUGGCUUUUGGAGUCACGUGACAAUGAUGAAGAAUUUACUACGCCGUUCUUCCCAGGAGGUUUUGAUGGUUUUUGGUGGGCUUUUAUCUCCAUGACAACAGUGGGCUAUGGAGACAAGACACCGCGAUCUCUGAUUGGUCGAUUGUUUAGCGUUCUGUGGAUCUUAGUUGGGAUCACCAUUGUUUCAUUCUUCACUGCAACUAUAACAAGCGCCAUUACCAUAGCAACAGUCAAAAACUCAUGUGAACAAAUCGAAAACCGAACGAUUGCUGUUCUGGGUCUACAAGAAGAAGUGACAUCAUACAUACAGAAUAAUGGUGGAAAGCCUAAAGAGUACAGCCAAGCGACAAAAAUGUUCGAUGCUUUAAAUAACGAAAAGAAUGAGAUUGAUUCAAUGUUGAUAGACGUUGGAUUGGCUAACUUAUUCGGUAGCCAGUUAUCUAAAGAGAGGAAUAUUAAGAAAGUCAAGGCAGUGGAACUACAAAAGUCAGAUGUUUUGUUUCAUCUGAUGGUCCGCUACCCAAAGAACAACUCGAUGUCUUGUACUCAAGAAUACGAGCUUGACAAGAUUCCGGCAAACAACAGCAGAAUAUUUGAGUAUGCAGGUCUCGAAGAAGAAGUGGUCCAACCUCUUUCGCUAGACUCCCCUGAGACAUGGCCGUUCAUGUAURUCUUAGGAUUUGGAUUAGUUGGCAUGGUGAUUCUUGGGUUCGUACUAGACAUGUUAUUACGGCUAAGAAGAAGACAUCGGGCAAAGAAUCACCAAGACGACGACGACGAYGACACGUGUUUAGACGUCAAUACAACUUCUACUGCAGCUGAAUCGUCUACAGUGGUCGCCUAUCAUACCCGGCAUGCUUUGGGUACUUUAACUCAGGAUAUGAAGGAGAUGAAAGGCCUGAUGCAGAAGACCAUUGAAAGGCUUGCAAUGAUCGAGAAAUUAGUCGAAUCCAAUACUAAACAAGAAUAGAAGAACUGUGUCCACAUCACAGAAUUUAAUAAAAACCUUUCAAUGGUUUGAUUACAAA